GUCCGCUGAUGACAGAGCGCGUCACACCGCGUCAUAUUUCUCUGACCCCUCGCGCCUGAUAUUCGCGCAUUAUCGUCGCGUGACAGGCGAAGGAAUCAAUGCAGUGAGAGAAGACCAUCGCGCGAGCUCAUAGUCGUGUGUGUGUGAGGAGCGAACAUGUGGGAUAUAUCCGCCUCUGGUCUGGUGUUGAGAUCUGGUUUUGGUCUCUGUCGCUGCUCAUUUGUUGGAGUCCACGUGAGAUGAGGCGCUUUUCUCCCAGGAGAAUGAGGACGCUGACGGCACUGUGCUGCGCUUUGACUUUCUCAAUGCUGGUGUUGAGUUGCACGCUGGGAGAACCCUCGCUCUACUUCUUCAGAGUGCUGUUGGGUCUGUCCGACGGCUCAUGUGCCUGUUCACGCUGCAUCUCUCACCUGAAUCCCCAACGUGAUGAGGACGGCUGGUUUAUGGAGCGUUUCAAUCACUCCUUCAAGCCGCUGCUGUCCAGAUCAAACGGGUUCAUCUCAGAUGACACGUACAGAUGGUGGCAGUGGCUCCAGGCAGAGAAGAACCCGUCUAAUCUGACCUCAGUGUUGGACAGAUUAUUCCAGUUGAUCCCGUCUGAUGAACAGUAUGAUGAUGGCGGUCCACACCGCUGUCGAAUCUGCUCUGUAGUGGGAAACUCUGGGAAUCUCCUGGAGUCUCAUUAUGGGUCGGACAUUGAUGCCAGUGAUUUUGUCAUACGAAUGAAUCAGGCUCCGACUGAAGGCUUUGAGAGAGACGUGGGCUGGAGGACCACUCAUCACGUCAUGUAUCCAGAAAGCGCUGUUGAUUUAAACAACUCCACAAGUCUUCUUCUCAUUCCCUUUAAAACUCUGGAUCUGGAGUGGAUCACCAGCGCACUGACCACAGGAAACAUCUCACACACGUAUGUACCUGUCAUGUCUCACAUCAGAGCCAAUAAACACAAGGUGUUAAUCUACAGUCCCAGCUUCAUGAAGUAUGUGUAUGACUCGUGGCUGGAGGGUCAUGGCAGAUAUCCGUCCACUGGUUUUCUCUCUCUCAUGUUUGCGGUUCAUGUCUGUGAUGAGGUGAAUGUGUUUGGAUUCGGUGCGGAUGCGGAUGGAAACUGGCAUCAUUACUGGGAGAAGAACAUGCAGGGAGGAGCGUUUCGACACACCGCCGUUCAUGAUGGAGAUUAUGAGUACAACAUCACACUUCUGCUGGCAGAUAAACACAAGAUCACUCUCCACACAUGAACACACACACAUCAGCAUUGAUUUAUACAAACUCAGCGUUAUGGACUUUUUAUAUGCUUUACUGCCAUGUUGAAUAUCAUUAAAUAUCAUAUCAGGAGUAAAUCUAGAGAAUGUAUUUAUGAAUUUAUAAUAUGUGAUGUGUUCAUGUUUUUCAAUGUUUUCAAGUGCCUCGUGUUUGUAGUCAAAACUCAGAGAAAAGUGCCUUCAGAUGUGUUUUACAUCAAAGAAAGUCAUUCAUGCGUGUACAUUAAUUCAGUUGGACUGGAUAUAAAAUCAUAAUAAUAGUGUUUUAAUCCUCAUGGUCUAGUGUAGCUCUGUCGUGUUGUAUUCUAUCAGUAUAUCGUUUAUUUGUCUCUUUUACUUCACUAUGAUGGUUGUGUUAAUAUUAUAUUGAAAUAAAGCAGACUGAGGCUUGUUGACA
Molecule: messenger RNA, 1656 nt
Organism: Triplophysa dalaica
Lineage: Eukaryota; Metazoa; Chordata; Actinopteri; Cypriniformes; Nemacheilidae
Product: CMP-N-acetylneuraminate-beta-galactosamide-alpha-2,3-sialyltransferase 1-like
Exons: 7
Coding region: 240-1235 (331 amino acids)
Molecular function (GO): beta-galactoside (CMP) alpha-2,3-sialyltransferase activity
Source: RefSeq, a predicted model, not a curated record